AUGCAACCAACUCAAACUCUUGACUCUUCUCUGAACAAAUUCCAAGAAUACAACGCUUUUCCAGAAAAUGUUGUCCAUUCAUUCGCUUCGAAGACAGCAGAGACGACGGCGCUCCUCAAGGAACUCGUAGAAACAACGGACGAUAUCUCCGAGUCACUCACUGCAUAUGCCAAUGCCCCUUGGACGAACCCAAAGCUCAUCUCGCUGUUGCGACAAGGCUCGAGCAUUGCACAAACGUUGCAUACGUCUGAAACGCAGAGCCGUCAUAUCAUUAGCGCCCUCCGCAACCGAAACAACAUCAACUACGGAGAAAGUAUUCCCCUCAUACCCGCUCAGAUCCCAGAUUGGUGUAUCUCUCGGUUACAAAAUUGGUGCGAAUUGGCGGGGCUGCAAGCCUUCCUGGACGACACAAAACCAAAGGACACGCCGACAAUCAUCCUGGGUGGCAAUGUUAUAGUGGUCGACAUCGAUUUUGUGAUUGAACGGACAAACCCAUUGAAGCCACGCGUCUCAGUAUCAAGGGUCAAAACCUCCUAUGCCAUUCCAAGUGCCCAAUCGACGUCCACGGCAUUGGACGGGUUCCUGCUGAAUAUCAUUCAAGCAUUCUGCGUGGAGGUGCAACAACCAGAAGACGUCAGGGACCCGCAAAAGGCGGCCAAAUUAGGAGAGAACGUCCUACUUCAACUCCAGUACCUUGUUAUGCUGGACCAGUUGACCCAAAGGCAGCACGACGGGGGCUUGAAAUGGUUCACGGCUCUUGACGAAGUGGGCCCGACUGUGGAAGGCUUUGCGGUGAAGGAGGCAUCUGCAAUAGCAUCUUCACUCUCGCAACCUCAUGUACCGCUGGACAUAUUUUUGAGGCGCAGUCAUGGCCUCCCAAUCCCUUACCUUCUAGCUCCGUCCCUUUCAUUCCUGGUCUAUAUCUCGCCUCUCGCGUACCUCUCGAUGAUAUCAGACAUCCCAGAAAGCCUUCAGCCACAACAGAAUUCCCCGAUACCGCUCGAUAUACCACUCCCCUUCCUCCGCUCAACUCUUGCCGAAUCGCCACCGGGAACCACUCUGGCCACACUUCGACUGAUCCGAGUGUUCGUGCCUUCACUCGGAGGGUCCUCAACCUUUGCCUCCAGACCUACAUUCCCCCUGGUCUCUGCCGGCUCUGAAAUCAACUAUGACUUGCCAAAACUGUCGGACGACCUCAUGCUCACCGGAGAUUCCGAGACUGGGCAGUAUGAAUGGAUCCUUGACUUUACGAAUAACGGAAGAGUACCAGGAAUUGUGAUGAGCCAAUCUAGAAUGCGGGAGAUUGAACUUGUGCUGAACCCGUUGGGAGGUGGGAUCGGCGGGAUGGAUGUCAUGGCAUCGCUUCAUGCCUUCCGUGGCAGUAGUUGGGUUGACCUGCUGCUGAACCCUGAGCCAGGGAAAUCAUCUGAAUUCUAUGUGGCAACAUAUACUUCACCAUCGCAAGCACACCCUCCACUCAAGCUUCGACUAACGGCCCCGGAAGAACCUGGGUUCAGGCUUCAGCAAGUUCCAGUCCACACACUCAAAGAAGUUUGGGGUAUCCUUGAGAUCGUACGGGAGCAGAGUUGGUUAAAUGAGAUGUUGAACGGGUGUGAUUGGCGGCCUGAGGAACUUGUCACUCCCGAUACGCCGAAUGAUCACGAAUCGCCCGAUGUCGACCUCAACUCGAUUUUGACUGGCUCGUACCAACCACGACAUCUCCCUAUCAACGUCUACCUCCCCCAUCACAACGUCUCGACGGAUACUGUCUUCGACCCUCUCUCUGUCUCAACGGUCCAUCGCCCCAAGAUUGUCAUGACUUCACCAGAACGACCGCCGAUAACUGGUCUCGUUGAAAUCACCGUUUCAUUCGAUGAAUCUAAACAAAGGGGGAUUGACAUAGAGGUACGAGGAGCCGUUGGGAUGGACAUCAAGAUGGACGAGUUGGAAGAGAUUUCCAGGCGUGGUGGUACAUUUGGGAUCCCAGCAAGGAUAUGGAAACGGUCGCAGAGUGCUUCUCAGUAG
Coprinopsis cinerea okayama7#130 is the source of this 2025-nucleotide messenger RNA. RefSeq lists its product as hypothetical. Bases 1 to 2025 code for a protein of 674 amino acids. Lineage: Eukaryota; Fungi; Basidiomycota; Agaricomycetes; Agaricales; Psathyrellaceae. The transcript has 7 exons. The record is from RefSeq and is a predicted model, not a curated record.